AUCCAGAGUCCAAAUGAGCCUGCAUUUUGGACAAUGUUAGCUAAAGACUCUGAUGUGAAUGCUACAGAUGAAGACUACCUGGCAGAACUACAGGAAGCCAAAUUAAAGUUAAUGCUGGGCCUCUUGUUGAUGACUCUCUUCCUUUUUGUCAUCCUCUUGGCAACCUGUAGUGCCGUGAUGUACAAAAUGAAGACAAUGAACCCCGGGGGUCGGUGCCAGCGUUUGUGCUGCCAGUUCAGGCACCGGGAAAUGCGGUGGGAACUGAGUGAGGCAGCUCGUGGCAGCAGCUUGGAGGUGCCCGGAGUGCAGCGGAGCCAUGUUGAAUCCAUAGGCACAACUAUGGAAGAAUUGGAAAGAAUCAACAAAGAAAUCGAGUCAGUCAAGGCUGAGGUUGCAGAAAAGCGGAAGAGGCUCUCCAGGUUUACUUUAGCGCUUGAAGAGCUAUCGCAAAGCCCCGUGGCCUCCUUGAGUGACACAAUUGUGAGACAAGGUUUUCCUGAAAAUAGCCUGCUCCCAAAAGAACAGUGGAAUGAACCGUCAAAGAGCAAAGAGAGUCAGCCUAGAAAGUACGUGAUGGACCACAGAUGUCCAGCAACUGACCUUGAAUAUGAUCCCUUGCUCAAUUAUUCUGCAGGGCUUCUUGGGGCAUCUAAAGCAAAGCAGGGUGAGACUGACAGGCAGCACUUCUGGAAAAAAUCUGUGGGUGGAAAUUGCCACAAGUCCCUGGAGAGCCAAAGACCUUAUGUUUCACCAAUACGAAUUAAAAUAAAUCUUCAAGAUUCUGAUGAAGAUGACCUUGUAAUGGAUGUACCUCCAAUCAUUCCUACUUCUAAGAAAUCUAAACCAUUUAGAGGCUUUAAAUAUCAGAAUAUGGAUGAAAAGAUACAAGUAUCGCCCCUGGAGGAGAGAAAUCUUCAGAUCAGUGGUAUAGAAGAGGAAAAAAUAGAUGAAACCCAGCUAACCACACAAACAGAUGAUGACAGUAACAAGUUCGAACCACCAAAAUCACACCUGAAAACCUCACUAGAUACUAAAACUAACAUAAACUUGUGUGUUGUUAAAAACCACAUUUCUAAGAUGGAAAGCUUCGAUGGUGAGGAAAAGCAUGUCUGUAUUUCAGGAGGAAGUAUAACUUGUGCACCGCUCAGUGACAAAGAAAUACAGAAGGAAAGUCAUAAUGAAAGUUAUCCAAAGAGCAGAAGACAUGUAAAUACAAUUGAUGAUACUCAAAAAGAAGAAACUGAAUGGCGAUACUCACCAAGCCAACUCCAGUUCUCUUAUUCAGACAAUCACGUGAAAGACAAAGUUCUGAGAGUACAAGACGACAGUCAAGACUUCACUACUUUUGAAGACAACAGAUUAGUUGAAUUUGAUUUUGGUAAGGAAUGUACUGAAGAUGACACUCCCUCUGAGGCUGAUGACACUGUGAAGGAAUGUCUUCGAAUUUUCAAUAAGUUCACACGAAGCAAAGCUCGUAAGGGAGAGACUGCUAAGCAGCCUUCAGGAAAGCAAAUGGAAUUAGAUAUGCAAUAUUACCAAAACAUUUCUGGACCGAAAAGGAGGAUUGCACACACUGCCAAGUUUGAUGUUCCAACCAGUAAAGAGAUCACUAGGCCAUCCAGGGGACCAGUCCCACCAUUAAUUAGUCACACUGGAAUCCUUCAGGCCCAGCAACAGGCAGUGCAGAUAAUGGCUGCCAUUAAGGGUGGGCAGGCUUUUGUUGCUGCUACUUCAGAACAGGAAAAAAAUACAUUUGCAUGUCCAGCCUCUCAGACCCAAAGGAAAGCCUCAGGAGAAAAUUCAUGUACAUCAGACAGCCUUCAUGGGGAUGUAGCUCUUUCAAAGGAAAAUCCAACUGCAAAGCCAAACAGAUCACACAUUCCUGUGGAAAGUAUUGCUUCUUUUCCUGUAAAGGCUAAAAUAGAAGAAAAGACCAUUUAUGAAUGCUGUGGCCGUCGAAAUAUGUAUGUGAACAUAGCAAGAAAUACUCUGAAGAAGCUGAGAGACCAAGCUUCUAGGAGGAUGUGCUGUCGAUGUGGGAAGAUCUAUGGCGUGACUCCUGCAGGCAAACACAGCAGCGUAGAGGAAUGUCACUACCACUUUGGCCGACUGCGCUAUACAGCCAAAGGUUUGGAACUUACUCAAGUGACAGUGGUUGAUCCCAGCCUCCAGGUGGGCUAUGAUACAUCUGUGAAACCAGAUGAAGAAGUCAUUGACUAUAACACUAGGUUUUCUGGUGUGGUUGAAGAUGACUCGAAGGACACGAAAACCUCAAUCAGUGAUGUGCAAGCCACCUUGUUGAACCUGUUCAGCACUGACACUGUACUAAUUGGACAUAGCUUUGAAGGUAGUCUCUAUGCACUUAAGUUAAUUCAUACUUCAGCUGUGGACACGACAGUUAUGUUUCCUCAUCGGCUAGGCUCGCCUCACAAAAGAUCCCUUAAAAGUCUAGUGGCCGACUACCUGUGGAGAAUCAUUCAGGAUGAUGGUCACAAUUCAAGUGAAAAUGCAACCUCCUGCAUGGAACUCUGGAAGGUAAAAGACGACCUGAAAGGAAAGAAGUAACCACUUUGCCCAAGAAUAUCUUAAACCUCUGCAUUGCAUCCGUGACUACUUGGCCUUCACUGCUGGCAGUAGAGUUUGGUCUACAAUAACAUGAGGUUUCUCCACACUUUCAAAGAGAAGAGGAGAAGGAAAAGCACUGUUGAGGUCUAUUUAUUACAUUUUAAAGGUUAAAUUUCCACAGUGAUUUCUAAAGUUGUGACUGGGGAAGAGCGGGGGAAGGAAUUAGGUUUUUUUGGAAUUUGACUCAUCUUCGUAGGCAGUGUACAAAUAACAGUGGAAGAUGGUUUGAAGUUGAAGUAAUGGGUCCAGGACUUUCACAAAGGUCAUUUCUCAGGUUACUUAAAUUCCUUUUUCUCUCUAAAUACUUAGAACCAUUAUACUGCUUGGAGAUAGAAACAUCUUUACCUAACAAAACUGUAAGUUUUCUUUAGAUCAUCUAUGUAGAAAUAGAAGUGGAGAUUUUCCUCACAAAAGCUAUGGAAGUAAAUGUAAGCUUUUCAGUGUACUAUUAACAUAAAAGCUCUGGUCAUUUGGCUAUUGUGUAAUGUGUUUUUAAUCUAACUGGUGUAUUCUUACUUGAUUUUGAUAUCAACAACUCACUGACUUUUUUUUUUUUUA
This is a messenger RNA of Globicephala melas (long-finned pilot whale), 3183 nucleotides long. RefSeq names its product equatorin (gene EQTN). The record is from RefSeq and is a predicted model, not a curated record. NCBI's taxonomy places the organism in Eukaryota, Metazoa, Chordata, Mammalia, Artiodactyla, Delphinidae. Gene Ontology annotation, biological process: fusion of sperm to egg plasma membrane involved in single fertilization; endocytosis; acrosomal vesicle exocytosis. Gene Ontology annotation, molecular function: nucleic acid binding; exonuclease activity. Gene Ontology annotation, cellular component: nucleus; plasma membrane.